AUGUCCAAUCCCAACGACGCUUCGAUUCUCGGCCUAGCUCGGCAGAUUCAAACCAACGCCAGUACAAUUUCCGAAUACUUGCGGCAGAACUCCCUUUCCUCGCUCUCGGUUGCCGCAGACGCAUACCCAUUCUUCCCUGGGACUGGACCGACUAAUGGCGACAGGUAUCCACGGCUCGAUGAGGACAUUUUUGAUGCGCGAACCCAACUCCGAGAAGCAUGCGGUACCCCGCUGCAGUUAGUUUUGGGUUCAGCGGAAGCGUCUCUGAGUCUUUUGCUUUCGCAUUUCAUGUCGGCAUGUAUGCAAUACAUCUAUCAUUAUCGGCUCGCUGAGGGAGUACCUGUCGCCGGGGACAUAAGCUACAAAGACCAUGCUGCCAAGAUCGGCGCGUUAGAGGGUCAACGUGUCAGAAGCGCUGAAAUAUGCAAUAAUCCAGAAUAUAUUUCGGCAAUUAAGAGCGGGGAUAUGGUCGGGUACGCGACCGAGGAGAGCUUCCUCGCGGCUCUAAAACUCGCCGAGGCAGUGGACAAGCAUCCAGGAAGCCAAGAGAAAAACACGAUGGCAUGGAUUCUGGGCCACAACACCGACCUCCCAAUGUUCGUGAGUACUUCGAAAGGUAUCCUGCGCGGUUACAACGAAGCAUUCGACUGGAAAGCAUUGGGCGACGGACUCGUGGCCGAUGUGGGUGGUAGCUCUGGACAUUGCUGUUUUGAGGUCGCCGAAAUCGCGCCAGAGCUAAAGUUCAUCGUACAAGAUCUUGAAAAGGUGGCGACUCAAGCUCAGCAAGAGCGAACCAGCGACAAGCAUGCCGAACGAGUCGAAUUCCAAACACAUAAUUUCUUCACACCGCAGCUUGUCAAGAACGCCGAUGUGUAUCUGCUGAGGUUCAUCUGCCACGAUUACUCCGGCAAGUAUGCUGCGCAGAUAUUGAGCAAUAUAACCCCCGCCAUGGGCCCCAAUAGCAGGAUUGUGAUCGUUGAUGCCGUCAUGCCUGAGGUAGGUGUCUUGAGCAAGGCCGAUGAAAUUCGAGCAAGAGUUUUGGAUAUAGAGAUGAUGCUUAGUUUUAACGGGUGCGAGAGGGACGAAAGUGGCUGGAAGGCAUUGUUUGAGCAGGCCGAUCCGAGAUUGGAGCUGCGCAGCACCAAGAAAAUACCUGGCAACAUUCAUGGCGUGAUGGAGGUGGGGUUAAAGAAGUAUCUUCUACAUCAGAGUUGA
Molecule: messenger RNA, 1215 nt
Organism: Cladophialophora bantiana CBS 173.52
Lineage: Eukaryota; Fungi; Ascomycota; Eurotiomycetes; Chaetothyriales; Herpotrichiellaceae
Exons: 4
Coding region: 1-1215 (404 amino acids)
Molecular function (GO): O-methyltransferase activity
Source: RefSeq, a predicted model, not a curated record